Molecule: messenger RNA, 291 nt
Organism: Brugia pahangi
Lineage: Eukaryota; Metazoa; Nematoda; Chromadorea; Rhabditida; Onchocercidae
Source: the annotation of a GenBank genome assembly
AUGGCGGUGGAAAGUAAGGAAGAAGCAGCACAGCAGCAGCAGCAGCGCAUAGAACUCACCGCUGAUGCCAUCCGCAGGCGGAGUUGGGCAGAUGAGAUGGAUAGGCAAACGUCGACCGCUCCUCUCUUCCACCUCCGCCCCUCUAUCUACCUGCCUAACGAUAGGAUGAGCCUCACUGCACUCACUUCACUUACCAAUUGCGCCAUAUCGAGUAGUCGUGAUCGACUCUCCCACGUAUUAUCAUCGUUGUCUAUCUAUUUCUCGCUCUUCUCCAACGCUUUAUUGCCAUAA